AUUAUGAACAAUAGUUGUAGGUAUAUGGUAUGGUAUAGCAUUUGUCUUGUUGUAGACAUCUGGCGCCGCGGCUGUCUACUUGUCGAAACAAUAGACAUCUGGCGCCGCACUGUCUGCUUGUCGAAACAAUAGACAUCUGGCGCCGCAGCCGUCUGCUUGAACAAUUGCAGAGUCUGGCGCCGCGGCUGUCUGCAUGUCUGCAUUUGGCGCCGUAGAGCAUUAUGUUCUGGUAAUUUCCAGACGCAAUAUUCUAGAAGGACACGUCGGCAUCAGCGAGAAGUGCGUGGCUAUAUAAGCCGUGGCAGCGCCAACGUAAUCGAUCAGUGCUAAGAGUAAACUGCUAUAGUGUAGACGAGUUGUGAAAUAAAGAGUUGUUGAAUUAAAUUAAACAGUGUUGAUUUUAUUUGUCAAUCCAGAGAUACGAACCUAACAAAGUAAACUAGCAAGCAGUAAAAUCGUAACAAUUGGUGUCAGAAGUGGGAUUGUCAAAUAAUCCAAAUUCAAGAUGGUUAAAUUCGGAGAAUUGAGAAUUGCUAUUAAAAAAGGAACUGGAGGAGCGUAAUUUGCCGAUAAGCGGGCAAAAGGCGGAUCUACAGGCACGAUUACGUGAAGCAAUGGAAGCGGAUGGAAUUAAUGUGGACGAGUUCGAAUUUGUUGGGCCAGAAACUUCUACAAAGGUAGAAGAAAAAGUAGAAGAACAACGAACAUCAUCAAGUGUGGACAUGAACUUGCUGUUAGUGGCUAUUAAGCAAAUAGAAAAUCGUCUGGCAUAGCAAAUAGCUGAAAAUACAGAAAAUGCAGUGCAAACAGAAAAUCGUCUGGCACAGCAAAUGACGCAAAUAGCUGAAAAUACAUCACAGUUAGAGUCUCGCCUUACACAACAAAUGACUGAAAAUAAUACGCAGUUAGAAAAUCGUUUGGUACAACAGAAUACGGAAAAUACUACACAACUACAAAAACAAGUGCAAGAAAAAUUUUCAAAAUUUGAAGACGAAUUAAGCACUUUAAAAAAUGACGAAGAAAAUUUAAAAUCAGAAGUUCUUCAAUUAAGUAAUCGUGUGCGAGAACUGCAACUACAUGGCCCUGCACCAUCAACAAAUAAUCAAAGAUUGAAGGCACCCACAUUCGAUGGCAGUAUUCCAUUUCAAAUUUUCAAACUUCAGUUUGAAAAGACAGCAAUGGCCAAUAACUGGAAUGCAGCGGACAAAGUGGUGUCCUUGUUUGUAUCAUUGAAAGGGCCUGCGGCAGAAAUCCUUCAGACUAUUCCAGACUGUGAACGGGACAACUAUGAGGCAUUGAUGAGUGCGAUAGAAAGACGAUAUGGUAGUGAGCACCGGAAACAAAUAUACCAGAUCGAACUGCAAAAUAGGGGUCAGAAAAUGAACGAGUCAUUGCAAGAGUUUGCAACUGAAAUAGAACGACUGGCUCAUUUGGCAAAUGCAGAUGCACCUGUGGAUUACAUUGAGAGGGUAAAAAUUCAAUUUUUCAUAAAUGGAAUUCGUGAUGUGGACACCAAACGCGCCACAUAUGCAUUGCCAAAAAGAACGUUUGCUGAAACGGUUUCGCACACCCUCACACAGGAAACAGCUUCCCUACUAAGUAAACCAGCACACAAAGUACAAAGGGUUGAAAUGGAACAACCGGCGCUGAUGGAAGAAAUAUUGAAGACUCUGAAGACAAUUGCUGCACCGCGAGUAAAUACAACAGGAAGAUGUUUCAACUGUGGAAAAGCGGGUCACUUUGCCCGAAAUUGCAAUAUAAAAUUAAACCCAUCAAAACGGAAACAACCAACAGAACACCGAAAGAGGAUUCACCACAAAAAUGCGGAUGCAUUAUCACGUCGCCCUUGUCCACUGGAAUGUAAACAUUGCUCCAAAUCAGAAGGAAAAGAAGAUAUAAUCGACGUGCGAUUACUGAAUAUAGAACCUGAAGAUGAUUGGACUCCUCACCGCAUCAGAAUCAAUCAGCUGGAGGACCCUGAUCUUGCACAGCUGAUAAUAGCCAAAGAAAAUGGGGUACGACCACCAAAGGAACAAAUAAGUAGUGAGAGUCCAACUGCAAAAGCAUAUUGGGCCCAAUGGAACAGCAUAAACCUCGUUAAUGGAUACCUUCAUCGUACCUGGGAAAGCGAAGAUGGCAAACAGUCUCGUCUGCUGAUCAUAGUACCGAAGUCCAUGACCCCGAAAGUAUUGAAAGAAUAUCACAAUGGACCUUGUGGAGGGCACCUUGGGAUUACAAAAACUAUAGAGAAAAUUAAACAACGGUUCUACUGGAUCGGUUGUCGAGAUUCCAUAGCAGAAUGGAUAAGUAAUUGCGUAGAGUGCAUGGCAGCUAAAGGUCCUAAAGCCAAAAGUCGCGGUAGGCUACAACAGUACAACGUGGGAUCACCAUUUGAACGAGUCGCAAUGGAUGUUGCAGGUCCGUUCCCAACCAGUACGGCCAGAAACAAAUAUCUACUGGUAGUCAUGGACUAUUUCAGUAAAUGGCCAGAAGUAUAUGCCUUACCAAACCAAGAAGCGAAGACAGUAGCCGAAGCGUUUGUAGAAAAUUGGAUAACAAGGUUCGGAGUGCCCGUCGAAUUACACUUAGAUCAAGGCAGGAAUUUCGAAUCUUCCAUUUUCCAAGAAGUCUGUACAUUAUUGGGCAUCCACAAGACACGGACAACAGCGUUACACCCACAAUCAGAUGGGAUGGUAGAGAGAUUCAACCGAACGCUCGAAGAACAUCUGCGGAAAAUCGUUGAUAAAGAUCAACGGAAUUGGGACAAGUGCAUCCAGAUGUUCCUGCUGGCGUAUCGUUCAGCGAAGCACGAGACAACUGGUUACACGCCAGCAAAGAUUAUUUUCGGAUCUGAUCUGCGACUCCCUGCUGAUGUUAAGUUUGGAACGAAUCCUACAGCUGUAAGAAAUGAUGAAGAUUAUUGUUCUGCCUUAAAGGAAGAAAUGAAUGAAUUGCAUCUAAUGGUAAGACAGCAUACGCAUCUGAUGAGCAAUAAGAUGAAAGACCGGUUCGAUCAAGCGGCAAAUUCAAAAGGUUUUGAAGAAGGUGAUCUGGUCCUGUUGUACAAUCCACUUCGAAAGAAAGGCUUGUCCCCGAAACUGCAGACAGCCUGGGAAGGACCCUAUAUGGUGAUGAAACGACUUAAUGACGUGGUAUACCGCAUACAAAGAAAUGGAAAAGCACGAUGUAAAAUGAAAGUAGUACAUUUGGAGAGGCUCGCCCCAUUUGGUUCAAGAGGAUUUGUGCCUAAUCGGGACGAUUAGUCUUUAGUGGAGGGCAGUGUUACAAGAGUAGUAUUAAGUUGUAUUUGUAUUGCUAUAUGCAUCCCUUAUUAUGAACAAUAGUUGUAGGUAUAUGGAAUAGCAUUUGUCUUGUUGUAGACAUCUGGCGCCGCGGCUGUCUACUUGUCGAAACAAUAGACAUCUGGCGCCGCAGCCGUCUGCUUGAACAAUUGCAGAGUCUGGCGCCGCGGCUGUCUGCUUGUCUGCAUUUGGCGCCGUAUAGCAUUAUGUUCUGGUAAUUUCCAGACGAAAUAUUCUAGAAGGACACGUCGGCAUCAGCGAGAAGUGCGUGGCUAUAUAAGCCGUGGAAGCGCCAACGUAAUCGAUCAGUGCUAAGAGUAAACUGCUAUAGUGUAGACGAGUUGUGAAAUAAAGAGUUGUUGAAUUAAAUUAAACAGUGUUGAGUUGUCAAUCCAGAGAUACGAACCUAACAAAGUAAACUAGCAAGCAGUAAAAUCGUAACCAUACAUUUUCUUGCGCUGGUUCAGGUAAAGCCGUGGAUUACUUUUAUCGCAAAUCCUGCAUGUUAUGGCCAAUUCGUGAUGUUCUUCGUCUGAAUCAGAUGAACUUGUAUGAAAAACACGUUAGGGUUAAUUUUAUUGCCUGCAAAAACUAAAUUUGAUAAAAGUUUUACCAAUUUUAAAACAAAACUUAAUGUUGGCUCUUUGCUCGAAGCUCAUUUUCGCACCGAUAACACAAACAGACUGACACUUAAAGCGCAAUAACUUCAUUUCCAAUCGAUGCAAUGUCAUGAAAUUCUCACUGGACAAUCCAUAAAGAUAGCAUGUUCUAACGCACCAGUCGACACAUAGAUGGUGCCACCAGGGGGCGGUAGCUUCUAAAAGUCCUGUUUACUUUGGAAACCACCUUGUAUAUGUAUAUAUAUGGGUUUUGUUUUGUUGUUUGAGUAAUUGCACGAUAGGUUUUCCAUUUUUUCUUUUUUUUUUUUGCUUUUUUAACUAUUUUGUGUUUUUUUUUUGGUUUUGGUAACUGCUCUGUUGGCCCGUUUUUAGAGCGGUUUAUUACUAUUAUUUUAUUUUUAGUGUGGUCACCACACUCUAAUUGCUUGUUUUGCUUGCUUAGAUUAAAAAAAAAAAUUCUCAAUAGUUCCUUUCUUUGAGGCUCGAACUACCAUGAAUAUUGCCCACAUGCACUUAACACUCACCUUGCACUGUCACUCUUGUUUUCAGUAGAAACGCCCGGUUUUAUAUGACGUUAUUUUCAGAUUUAUUCCAGAAAUAUACAUUUCGAAUAAUGCUUCACAAUAGUUAUUAUGAAUAUAAGAAAUAUAUGCUUCUAAAACUGGUUCACAGUGGGAUUUAUGACAUAUAAUAUUGUAUGUAUAUAAGAAAUACAUGUUGUGAAAAAUAUUUCACAGUAUUUAUUAUGAAAUUCAAAUGCUUUACGAACGAAGUAACUAUAACCAGUAGGGUGGAGCGAUUUUAUUAAUUUUUGAUUUUUGUUUCCGUAUACCUGUAGAAAGUUGCUAUUUUAGGUAAAUAUUAAACACAAGAAAAAUCAGUAAUCUCAUGUUUAGAGGUGCCCCCAUCGACUUGAAAUUUUGAAAAUAUAUGCCAAAUACCCAUAAAUUCGCAAACAUUUUAUAAACGUUAUUUGAUGUUCUAAGCGAUUCUAUGUAAGAGUAAAAUAGAAAUAAAUGAUCUUAAAACAUACAUAUGGGCCAUUCCAUCAAUUGGCGACAUGGUUUUGUACCCGUGGUUCUCCGAUUUUGACGAAACUUUAGAAUAUCAUAAUAUAGACUAAAAUAAGAAUAUCUGUAAACUUUUUAGUGGCCAAAGUUGCUCCAUUGUUUUUUGGCGCGCAAUUCAAAUUCAGAUCAAACAAAAAAAUGACUUUUUCUUUUAUUUUUUAACGACCUCAAAAUUGAGUGAAAAAAAUUUUGAAGUUAUCCAUUUUUAUGUAAAAAAAUCUCAGCUUUCUGAUAAAAAUAUUUUCGAAAUCCAAAAAAAAAUUUCAAAAUCCAAAAAAAAACUGUUUUUUCCAAAAAUCCUGCUUUUUGUGCUCUUCCCCCACUUUUUUUUCAAAAUUGACAUUUUUAUUCGAUUCCUCGUUAAAUUUUACAUAAGAAUCAGUGUUCAAAAGUAUGGGACUCUGAUCCCAUGAACAGAAAAAAGAAUUCAAAGUUGACGCUCAAAAUCCAAAAAACAACAUUAUUUUCCAAAAAAUCCGGUUUUUUGUGCUUUUCCACCAACUUUUUUUCAAAAUUGACUUUUCCAUUCGAUUCCUCGUUAAAUUCUACAUAAGAAUCAGUGUUCAAAAAUGUGGGACUCUGAUCCCAUCAACAGCAAAAAAAAUGCAAAGUUGUCGCUAUACCGCGCAGUGUGUUCGCUUAGAAGGUUGUGUGAAAGAGGUAAAUGUGUAAAUUGUAUUCUUAGACUUGGAUUAAGAAGAAAUCACUGUCUUCAUUCAUAAAAAUAUGCGCCGUACAGCGACAACUUUGCAUUUUUUUUGCUGUUGAUGGGAUCAGAGUCCCACAUUUUUGAACACUGAUUCUUAUGUAGAAUUUAACGAGGAAUCGAAUGGAAAAGUCAAUUUUGAAAAAAAGUUGGUGGAAAAGCACAAAAAACCGGAUUUUUUGGAAAAUAAUGUUGUUUUUUGGAUUUUGAGCGUCAACUUUGAAUUUUUUUUGCUGUUCAUGGGAUCAGAGUCCCAUACUUUUGAACACUGAUUCUUAUGUAAAAUUUAACGAGGAAUCGAAUAAAAAUGUCAAUUUUGAAAAAAAAGUGGGGGAAGAGCACAAAAAGCAGGAUUUUUGGAAAAAACAGUUUUUUUUUGGAUUUUGAAAUUUUUUUUUGGAUUUCGAAAAUAUUUUUAUCAGAAAGCUGAAAUUUUUUUACAUAAAAAUGGAUAACUUCAAAAUUUUUUUCACUCAAUUUUGAGGUCGUUAAAAAAUAAAAGAAAAAGUCAUUUUUUUGUUUGAUCUGAAUUUGAAUUGCGCGCCAAAAAACAAUGGAGCAACUUUGGCCACUAAAAAGUUUACAGAUAUUCUUAUUUUAGUCUAUAUUAUGAUAUUCUAAAGUUUCGUCAAAAUCGGAGAACCACGGGUACAAAACCAUGUCGCCAAUUGAUGGAAUGGCCCAUAUAUAUCACUCUCUAAUCUUAUUAUAUAACGUAGCUCGUUCCGCACUUUAAUUUCACAUUCCUUAUUCCACACUCCAAAACUUCCCACAUUCCAUAUGUUAUGCUAAUUUUUCCAGGCACUCACUUUACACAAUCCCAGGCUAACAAUAUCAAAAUAACGGUAGAUUUAUAUAAGCAACUGACUGCGAUCUGUUAAUUCUGUAUAGUCUUAAAUUUGAAGUAGAGUAAAGCGGCUUGAUUUUAAAAAGGUAAAAAAAACUUAUGUUGAUACUUAUAUUCUUUUUUUCGCCGUUUAUUUGUUUGUUACACCAAAUUUUACAGCUGGAAUCGGAAUAUUUACUGUAAGUAGUACUUUUCAUGUAUAUUUGAUGCUUGUAGCUUAGCUAUAACUGUAUUUAGUACCUAUUACUUGUCUUUAUUUUACAAAUAUGUAUGUCUCAUGCUAAAACAUGACAAACGACGAGAUGUUCUGUCUUUGGUUUGCUGGAGAAGUUACCUGUUUCUCAAUUACCUACGUAUAAUGAUCUGAUGAAAUAUUAUCUGUUCAUAAAACAUGAAUUGAAGCCCGAUAAAACAACAAAAGAGCUAACAGUUCUUUAAAUAUCUGAAAGAUUAGUGGGUGAAGUUCUAAAAAUAUGGCAAAAAUUUUCAUUGCCUACUGUAAGUGUACAAAGAAUUUUACAAUUGAUUCGUUCCUACCACGACAAAUACAGGAUCUUAAUGAAACCAUAACAAGGCCGUCAAACUAACAUAAAAUACCAAGAAAAGAUUAUAACAUUUAUAUCAGAGUCCCAUAGAUUAUCUGAUAUCAGCAGCUGCAAGAGUAGAGAUAUCAGAAAUUGUAGCUGUUUAAAAGGGUGUCGUGUUGCCAAGGAGGAAGUAAGUUUCUUACUUGAUCAAAAAUCAACCAGAAAAAUGACGAUAGGCGGUGUCGAUAUAGUUUCAACUGUGAAGAAUAAAAAAAAAAUAAGAUAGAAAAGAAAAAAGUUUAUCGCGUAACACAGAGGCAUACUAUUUUGUCAAACCGUGUUGUUCUAGUUCUUUAGCUUCUUCUAUCUUAAAGCUUAGUACGCAGCUCUCAAGAAACGUAAAAACUUCAUAUAAAAAAACGCGUAAGAAACGGUCCAGAAACGUUCCUGCGAUAAAUUUACUUGUGCUAGUGCGCAGCUCUCAAGAAAUCUAGUACUAAUUUUUGAUACUUUUUUUCAAUAAAAUGCGAAUAUGGCAAUCCUGGUUUUGCGAUGAAAUAUCAAAUCAACAAUUGUUUUUUGAAGGAAAGUGACAUUUGCGUACGAAUAAAGUGAAGUUUAUAAUUAUUUGUAUUGUUUGAAAUUUAAAAAAAUGGAUGCAAAUUUAAAAAAUUAUGGCUCAUUGAAACGCAAAAAUCGCAUGCUGAAUUUCACAACGUUAGAGAAGCGCCAACUUGUGAAUUGCGUUAAGGAGUGGCCCAGGAUCUGGGAUAUUAGCAACACAUUGCAUGCAGUAAAUCAAUCCUGGCUCCACAUAAGCAAUGCCCUUAGUAAAAGUGGUGAGUUAAUUUAUGUUUUGUAUUCAGUGUUUUGUUGUUUCUAAUAAAAUUUAUGUUUUAGUGGAUGAGCGCAAAUCAGCGUGGAUAAGUAUGCGCGAAAGCUAUCUCUACCAUGCUAGGGUAGCUCAUAAGAACAAAAGUGGCAGCGAUGGUGGGGAAGUUUUGGAAACUCCAUAUUUUUCAGAAAACGUUGAUUGGGAGUUUGCGGAGGAAAUGUCAUUUUUGAUGAAUGUAUCCCACAAACGGAAGACUUUCACAGCUCCAGUAUCUUUCGGAGAAGAUUCGCAUGCAUCACCAAUACAUAUCGGCGAGGGUUCUAAUGUGUCACAAACAAGUGCAACCGACUCACAGCACUCAUACGAUUAUAACCCAACACCCACGAAACGAAGACGGCGAUUAACCUCUCCCAGCAAAAAUCCAGCGUGGAGUCGGUUUGAUAACAUACUCAAGAAGCAAGAGGAUAUGUUGGAAAGUCGCUCAAAUACCACACGCAGCUCCCCUUACGCACAAGCUCUUUCUAGUUUUGAUUGGUUGUUAAAUCAACUGCCUCGAUCUGUUGGCGACGACAUGUGUCUUUCCAUAAAUCUAAUGGUACUGAAAAUGUUGAAGAGCAUAAAAAUAAAAACAGAAGCAACGAUGAAUAACAUUUUUUUGUAACCAUUUAUAUACAUAAUAAAAAUUUUGUACUAAAAAGAAAAUAACUAUUUAUAUUAAUAAUAAAAACUUUGUAAUGAAAUGAAAAGUAAAAGCCUAUAGUCUUGAUGUUUUUUAUUUAUAUAAGAAUAAUAAUGUAAUACAAAUUUAAGCAAAAGUUGCAUUGUUUUGCCAAGGAACAGAUCCAUUAGGAGAAUUAACAUAGUCUGUUAAUAUUUUCCGAAUAUAUUUGCCGUAAUCUGAAGUUCUCCCGCGGUAAUUGGUUACGAUGGAUUCAUUUCAAGUGUGUUCUUGUUGUAGCAACACUUCCCAUUCUCCUGCUUUCCAAUUUCCAGUGCAAUCUUCAAAGCCAGAAAACGCAUUAGAAGUAUAUGUUCGGCGACACUUAUUAGUAAGGAAAUUAUGCAAUAGGCACAUGCCGAAACAAUAACUUGCGCUCGUUCGGGCUUGCAAAAUAAAGUUUUUCUAAGGGAAAGCCAUCUUGCAGUUAAAAUGCCGAAAGCAUUUUCAAUGCACCGCCUAGCUCUACUUAUCCUGUAGUUAAAAAUCCUUUGCUCUACCGAGAGUUGUGUGGCGCUAUAAGGUUUAAUUAAGCGCUUACACAAAGAAAAGGCGUCGUCUCCCACAAUGAAUUGCGCCAAUUUUUUUUUUUGAUUAAUUACUCUGUCAGGAGGAAAUGGUGUCGUUCAGAAUUCUGGUCCCAAACUUAGAAUUUCUCAUAAUAUGAGAGUCGCCUUCGCUUCCAUAAGCACCUAUGUAUAUCCAAAUAAGUAAAUUUAUAGUUCGCAUUACAGGUAGCCAGCAACACAAUUGAAUG
Messenger RNA from Bactrocera dorsalis (oriental fruit fly), 9382 nucleotides. RefSeq lists its product as uncharacterized. The record is from RefSeq and is a predicted model, not a curated record. The coding region runs from base 831 to 3263 and encodes 810 amino acids. Gene Ontology annotation, biological process: DNA integration. Lineage: Eukaryota; Metazoa; Arthropoda; Insecta; Diptera; Tephritidae. Gene Ontology annotation, molecular function: nucleic acid binding; zinc ion binding. The transcript has 3 exons.